This is a messenger RNA of Paramuricea clavata, 5087 nucleotides long. The record is from the annotation of a GenBank genome assembly. Lineage: Eukaryota; Metazoa; Cnidaria; Anthozoa; Malacalcyonacea; Plexauridae.
GGGUUCGGGGGCAUGCCCCUCCGAGAAAAUUUGAAAUCUAGAACCUCGGAAAUGGCAUUUCCUGCGAUUUCGACGGUGGAAGGAUGUCACUAAACAAAGUUUCCAUACACCUCUAACAGGAGUAUUUUCCCUUCGUAAAAUACAAAAAAUGCCAUCUGGCCGAGAGAAGAUCUGUGUGAGCUCAGAGAAGUGCUGUGCUAGGUAAAAAUAUUGCCCUCUGCACUGAGUCUGCAGCACAACGAAUAAUUGAUCACUGCACCUCGUAUAAUGUCUCAAGCACCGCGUAUGAUGUUGAAACCACAGCAAGUAGUUACAGCACUGCGUAUAAUGAUAAAACCACUGCGUACAAUGCUGAAGGUACCGCGUAUAACGUUAUACCGACCGGAUAUAAUGUCUCAAGCACCGCGUAUAAUGCUAAAUGUCUCAAGCACCGCGUAUAAUGUUAAAAGCACCUCGUAUAAUGUUGCGUGUAGCCCAUACAUAAUGUCAAAAUCAUCGCGUAUAAUGCUCGAACUCGAAGCACCGCGUAUAAUGUAAAGAGCCCCUUGUAUAACGAUAAAAGCACCACAUAUAUAAUGCUAAAAGCACGGAAUGAAAUCACGGUUAAUAGACUAAGAGAAGAAAUGAAAUUCCGCUAUGACUUUCCAUAAGGUUCGUCACGCUCGUUGAAGCCAUUGUACACAAAUCACAAAAGCAAUAUCAAAUAUGAUAUGAAUAGUAAUAUGAUAAUAACCUACCACCGUCACAGUCGUGAAUACUCGCGCAGAAGCUACGUCAGAAAGGUUUGAAUAUUAACAACCUCCGCCUUCAUCAAAUAGCGGGACUUCGGCAUUAAAAACAACCGUUCUGGGCAUGCGCUGCGCCAAUUAUCCAACCAGAAACCAGAAUUUCUUGUGUAAGAUAGAAUUGCAUAUUCCGCCACAUGAAAAUCAGCGGAACACGAGACAUGCGAUUCACAAAUUGCGUGAGUAAUUAAAGCAAUAAAUUGCGUGGAAAUUAGCUAAUUCUGCAGGGUAUCAGUUACUAGACCACAAAGAGGUCAAAGAGCAGACAGCAAUAUUGCGUAAACUUUAAAUAAAUGACAAAUGAAAGUACUGAAAAAUGAUCAUAAUUAAUGUUUAAAUUUUCAGAAUAAGCAAAGCUGUGAUUUUGGGUUCACUAUAAAACAUUUACUCAUUUUUUUGGAAAUUGUUAGUCCCGCCCGGCGGGACAGCGGGACCGCUGGCUACGCCACUGUAAACCGUUGUAAUUGUCACACUCUAAUUAUAGUGUGAAUCAUAGAGUGAAUCAUUGAAUCAUAGAAUGAAUCAUUGAAUCAUAAGAGUGAAUCAUUGAAUCAUAGAGUGAAUCAUUGAAUCAUAAGAGUGAAUCAUUGAAUCAUAGAGUGAAUCCUAGAUUGAAUCAUUGAAUCAUAAGAGUGAAUCAUUGAAUCAUAGAGUGAAUCAUUGAAUUAUAUAGUGAAUCAUUGAAUCAUAGAGUGAAUCCUAGAAUGAAUCAGUGAAUCAUAGAUUGAAUCAUUGAAUCCUAGAUCGAAUCAUUGAGUGAAUCAUUGAAUCAUAAAGUGAAUCCUAUAUUAAAUCAGUGAAUCGUAAGAAUAAUCAGGAGUGGUUAUAAAUAGUAGACCAACUUAAUAUAAUUUCAUUCGGCGUUUUGACACAGAGCAGUGAACAUGUCUCAUUUUUGCACAGUUUGUAACAAAUCAUUCUCAACUUCAAGUAACCGUUCACGGCACCAAAAUUCAGCUCACGGACCUGGCACUCUAUCCCAGUCCAGUAUUGUUGUCAAUCGGUCCAGUGUUGUGCUGCAUCCUUUCACAUGUAUCGUAGCUGGGUGCACCCAAAGCGGCAAGACUGUAUGGGUAAAAUCUCUCUUGGAGAAUGCAUAGAAAACUAUAAGUCCACCUCCUCAACGUAUCAUUUGGUGUUAUGGUCAAUGGCAACCCUCCUAUGUUGAUAUGAUGAGAACGAUGCCAGGAAUCGAAUUCAAUCAAGGCAUCCCCGAAGACAUCGACAACGCAGAUUACUUGGACGUAUCGCGACGGAAUUUGAUUGUAUUGGAUGAUCUCAUGGCUCAAUCUGGCAAAGAUAAACGUAUCGCUGAUCUUUUUACGAAAGGAAGUCAUCAUCGAAAUUUGUCUAUCAUCUAUAUUGUCCAAAAUAUAUUUCAUCAAGGCAAAGAAAUGAGAAACAUUAGUCUAAACGCGCAUUAUAUCGUAUUGUUCAAGUCACCAAGAGAUAAACAACAAAUUUCUAUGCUUGCAAGGCAAAUAAAUCCCGGCAAAGUACAAGAAUUUAUGAGGAGUUAUGAAGAUGCUACGAGCCGACCUCACGGGUAUUUGAUGUUGGAUUUAAAGCCGACAACGAGUGACCAAGAUCGACUCAAGACAAACGUGCUUCCCGGCGAGAUUGCGAAGUUUAUACAAAAACAGUGUUAUCGUCAACCACCGCUUGUAAAUGCAAUGUAUGAUGCCGAGCAGCGAAUGAAAGAAAUCAUGGAUGCACCACAGCUUAGCGCAGUGGAAAAAAGCAAAUUAUACUCUGAUGAACUAAAUCGGUUUCUCACAUUCAAAAAUAAGAUGGAUGUUCCGACUCAAGCUCCUGUUCAGACAACUCCAUUCGUGCCUACAGAGAUGCCACAACCCAAUGAAUCUGUCGAGAUAGCACCACCAGUGCCUGCUACUCCUAAACCUAAUUUCCUUACACCACCACCAACAGAAGAGGAACGUCCAAAACUCAAGCGCAACUUUUUCCACAAUUGGGUAGACUCUACAGAUUGGAGGCCCCAAGAUUUGGCAAUGAUGACCCCUGAACAAAGAGAAGGUUAAGAAUACAAAAUUACUUCGCGAGAGACCGAAAUAUAUUCCAGUGAAGGAUGAAGAUGUUGCAAAGUUAUCCUCAGAAGAUAGACAAGAAUAUGAAAACUCUUUAAAAAUAACAAAAACAACUAGACGUUACGCUCUUAGAAGUAGACCGUACUAAAUUUUGUAAAACGUUUUGAAGAAAUAAAUGUAUUUAAAAACUGAAAUAUUGUGUAAAUUUUUGCCGGCAAAGCCCGCUCUUUCCGCCCGCGCGAUUUGUCUAACCCGCCCGCCUGAUUUGUGUACAAAUAUGUUGUACUUUAAUAUAUGCAUGCACUCGCAAAGCCACGCGCCUGAUUUUAAGGUAUACACCUGCGUUAAAAAUAAUCCCUACCUAUCCAUCGGAAUACACCUAGUUAUGCAAAUUCGUAUUACCCUAAUCCCCUUAAUUUAAUUACCUACACGCCUCCUAAUGACUUAGCAACGCAUAGCAACGUAUAUAACAACCGCAUAUUUGAUAAAAAAUAUAUUUAUUUUUAUGGCAAAGUAUAUUACAACUGUUCUAAUUCUAACUUCUACUCUUGAUAAGCUUUAUUAUGGUCAUCUUAACAGUAUAUCUGUAUGUAGGAGGUUUGCUAAAAUAAUCUUGAACAACAUGCAAAUAUUGACCAUAACAACGACGUUGACAACUCGGGAUUAGGAACAGUUCAGUUUAAAAUAUGUCUUGGUUUUUGUGACGAAUAGAUUCCUCACUAUGUAACAUACGAAAAAUCCUUCAAUAUACCUGUGGAAAUUUAUCUCUUCCGAGCAAAGGUACGAUUAAUUUCGAUAACAAUUUUGCCAUGCGAGGGACACGAACUAUUCAUAGUAAGCCAAGAUUAAUCCCUCUAUUGUAUCACACGCGUGGGGGACGCUAAAAAAUGCUUAGUCAGCAAGUUUCAACCAAUCUUGUUUAAACUCGCCCGCGUGACGUCAUUGCAUAUAAUUAUGACUAUGGUAAUGAUGAGAGACGUCACUACGGACCCUCAUUUGUGCGGCCCGCUUAAUUACCUGCAUAUAUAAUAAUGAUGCGCCGCCCUGAAUUUUUAAUGUGCGCCGCCCCUGCGCCGCCCCAAAAAUCCGGCCCGAUCGGCCCCUAUAUUACUACUCAAACCAUACAAGCUUUGGCUAUUCUGAAGCGCUUAUAUGGUUCAGAGAUGGUGCUUUUAGGGGUGGUCAUUGGUAAGUGUGAAAUGCCUGGCACUGAUAUUUCACAAGAAAAUGACCAUGCAAUACUCAUAGUUAAACGUCAAUUUGUGGCUUACAACUUCAGAUAAACAGCAGUGGACCUAUAUUACCUUUUUUCCUAACUUUGUCUGAUGGAAACAUAAUUGGUGCUUAUUUAAUUAUAUUAUCACUGUUUUGGUGUAAAAUGGUUAAUAUUUUGUGACCGAAAUAAUAAUUUGAAAUGUAGCUACCUCCUGCAAAUGGACGUAUUUGGCCAAAUUCUCCACUUUACUCCGCUGCUUAUCGCAGAUCUCGUUUAAAUCCUUCCAAAUAUGCAAUUCAGUUCAAACAUAACGGUAUCAAGCACAUUUUAAACAAGUUUUAACUGGGUUUCAAGUAGAUCCUUCGUAAAAAAAUUCAACCCCCCCCCCUCCACCCCUGUCACGUUCCUAAUACUUUGCCACACGAGAUUUGUACGAAAUGUUUUGAAAGACUCGUAAGCAACAUCUUACAGGGUGAUAAAAUGCUGCAUUUCGCUUUUUUAUUUUUUUUAUUUUAAUACCCUUAACAAAGGGUUAAAUUUGUCAUUAUCACUUGUCAUAAGGCUUCGAUGGAAGAAGAACGAGGCCAAAAUGUGAACAACCGAAUGGGAUGACAAAAUGGCGCUGAAUUUGGACAAAGUUGAGGUUUUACCUUGUCGAUGGUUAAACAGGUAGGAUCUACUUCAAACCCAGUUAAAACUUGUUUAAAAUGUGCUUGAUACCGUUAUGUUUGAGCUGGCUCCCAGAGACAGCCGGGGGUCCCUCAAGGGACGAAACUUGGUCCAAUAUUGUUCCUCAUUAUGAUUAAUGAUUUCAGAGUAAAUUCCCCAGGCACGAAAAUGUGGAAAUUUGUAGACGAUGUCUCAUCUUCUGAAAAUCUUACAUCGAACAGCUUCUCGGCCACUCAGUCAACUCUUGAAUCUAUCGAUUCAUGGGCAACUUACAAUUGUAUGAAAUUGAAUGCCAAAAAGUGCAAAGAGCUCCGGGUUUCCUUUCUUAAAGAAACCCCGCAGCUACCAUCUUUGACAAUUGAUGGUCACGUG